Talaromyces proteolyticus is the source of this 441-nucleotide messenger RNA. RefSeq lists its product as uncharacterized. The coding region runs from base 1 to 441 and encodes 146 amino acids. Gene Ontology annotation, molecular function: transmembrane transporter activity. The transcript is spliced from 2 exons. The record is from RefSeq and is a predicted model, not a curated record. Gene Ontology annotation, biological process: transmembrane transport. NCBI's taxonomy places the organism in Eukaryota, Fungi, Ascomycota, Eurotiomycetes, Eurotiales, Trichocomaceae.
AUGUUGAACGCUGGCACAAGCGGUAUCCUUCUUAAUGUAUCGUAUUCACCAAUCGCGAAAUCACUCAAUCGAUCUCUAACAGGCGUUGUCCUCGUCUCUGGGUAUAAUCAUCUAGCAAGCAGGUUGUUCUGUCCAUUUGUCUGUGCAUUCAGUCGGAAAUAUGGCAAACAGCCAGUAUUCCUCGUUUCAACACUCUUCGACAUCAUCGGCACUGCCAUAGGCGAGGCGAAACUGGAUUACGAGUACCUACUCGCAGCACGAAUCAUGCAGGGGUUCUCGACCAGUGCUUUUGAGUCUCCGCUAAUUGCCGUCGUGGGUAACAUGUACUUUGUUCAUCAGCGGGGGCUACGCAUUGCAAUAAUCAACUUUAUUCUCGAUUCUGCCUCAAGUUUUGUGUCCAUCAUAUACGGUCAUGUCUAUGCUGAUACAGUGUACUAUUAG